UCUAGAGUGAGAGAAGCAAAAAAUGGAGUUUGAUAGUACUUCAAAAACUGCUCUGUUUCUGCUGCUUUGCCUUUUCUUUGUUGAUGGAUCUUCCUCACAAAGAUCCACAUACAUUAUCCACAUGGAUAAACCCUCAAUGCCCAAAGCAUUCUCCUCUCACCAUUUCUGGUAUUCUUCCAUUCUCAAAUCUGUCAAUCAAGCCACCAAUCCAACCCCAAAGCUUCUCUACGUUUACGACCACGCUUUCCAUGGAUUCAGCGUCUCCGUGUCGGAAACCGAGCUCGAACUGCUAAAAACAUCCCCGGGAUUCGUCUCGGCCUACCCCGACACAGCCGUCACGCCCGACACCACCCGCACCCCCGACUUCCUCUCCCUCAGCCCGGCCUCCGGCAUCUGGCCGGCUUCGGGGUACGGCAAGGACGUCAUCAUCGGCGUCGUCGACACCGGAAUCUGGCCCGAGAGCCCGAGCUUCAGCGAUCGCGGGAUCGCCGGCCCAGCCCCGGCGAAAUGGAAGGGAGUCUGCAGCGGCGGAGACGGAUUCAACUCGUCGCUGUGCAACAGGAAACUCAUCGGAGCCAGGUACUUCAAUCAGGGUGUAAAAGCGUCGGACACUGCUACUGCAGUGCCCGACACUGCAAGGGACGACGAUGGCCACGGGAGCCACGUGUCGUCCACUGCUGCAGGAAACUUCGUGGAGGGAGUUUCCUUCUUUGGCUACGCCCGCGGGACCGCCAGGGGAGUGGCCCCGCGGGCCAGGCUGGCCGUUUAUAAAGCCCUGUGGGGCGGCGGCGGCGUCUCGUCCGAUCUACUCGCGGCGAUUGAUCAGGCCGUGGCGGACGGCGUCGACAUAAUCUCGAUUUCUGUGGGUGUCCAAGAAAUUGAGUUGUACGAGAGCCCCCUCUCGAUUGCUAGCUUCGGAGCUAGGGAGAAGGGGAUUCUGGUUUGUAUGUCGGCCGGAAACCGCGGGCCGAGUGUUCGGACGAUCCGCUCGGGUAUUCCCUGGGCUGUGAUCGUCGCCGCGGGGACGGUUGACCGUUGGUUCGCCGGAAAUUUGACUCUCGGCAACGGGAAAACGAUCACCGGAUGGACCACAUUUCCGGCUAGCGCGAUAGUCCGGAACGUGCCUGUCGUGUACAACGAGAGCUUGUCCGGCUGCACCGCGGCUGAGCUGGCGGAAGCGCCGGAAAACACCAUCAUUAUCUGCAACACCACCAUCGGAAACACAGAUUUCGACACCGUGAUGGGAGGCUUAUCCAAUUCCAACGUCAAAGCAGCUAUCAUCAUAGCCGAAGAAACCUCCAUUUUCCGAUUCAACACGUUUCCCUACCCCGGAGUCGUGAUCACGGCGGCGCAAGGGCAGCAAGUCGCUGAUUACGCGCUAGCCAGCGCCGCCCCGACUGCGAGCAUCGUCUUCCAGCAAACGAUUCUCGGGAAGGAGCCGAGAGCCGCGCCGGCUCUCUCGGACGACUCAUCGAGAGGUCCGGGGCGGAGCUACGAGGGCAUCCUGAAACCCGACCUGAUGGCGCCGGGCGUGUUGAUCCUGGCAGCCUUUCAUCCCCAUCUCACGGCGGCGAGGAUCGGCAGAAACAUCGACCUCGCCACCGACUACAAUCUCCUGUCGGGCACGUCGAUGGCGUGCCCGCAUAUCUCCGGGGCCGCGGCGCUCCUGAAAGCCGCGCACCCGGAUUGGAGCCCCGCAGCGAUACAGUCUGCGCUGAUGACAACCGCCAAUCCUCUGGACAACACGAACCGGCCCAUUAGGGAACAGGACGGCUCGGUCGCCUCGCCAUUGGGCAUCGGGUCGGGUCACGUUGACCCGAACCGGGCUCUGGAUCCAGGCCUUGUGUAUGAUGCUUCUGUGCAAGACCUGGUGAAUUUGGUAUGUUCCAUGAACUUUACUCGCAACCAGACUCUGACCAUCAUAAGGUCGAGCUACAAUUGCUCGAAUCCGACGUCCGACCUCAAUUAUCCGUCUUUCGUGGCUCUGAUUCGGGCGGAGGAGAUAGGGAGGACGUUGACUCGGAGGUUCCGGAGAAGAGUGACGAAUGUAGGGAAUGGCGCGGCCACGUAUAAGGUUACGGUGGAAGCGCCGGUGAACACCACAGCCGUAGUUGAGCCUCAAACUUUAGUGUUUCGCAGGAAAAACGAGACGAAGAGGUAUUCUCUUACGAUUCGGUUUAAGGCUGAUAUAGAGAUUCAACAUAGAGAAGGUGCAGUCAUUUGGACAGACCAAACCGGCAAGUAUAGAGUGAGAAGUCCGAUUAUGGUGUCGGCAGCAGCCGACAAUUUCGAGUAGUUUUUGUGAAAACAAUUACAUGUCCGAUUAUGGUAUUUGUUGCUCAAUAAUGAUGAAUUAUAGUUUAGUUUCAUGAGAUUAUCCUAACAAAGGAAAGCUUCGUAUAUAACACUUGAAAUUGCACGAGAGUGAAACCAUUCAAUGAAAUGCUUUCUUUCUUUGAA
Salvia hispanica is the source of this 2460-nucleotide messenger RNA. NCBI's taxonomy places the organism in Eukaryota, Viridiplantae, Streptophyta, Magnoliopsida, Lamiales, Lamiaceae. The record is from RefSeq and is a predicted model, not a curated record.